Molecule: messenger RNA, 2376 nt
Organism: Juglans regia (Persian walnut)
Lineage: Eukaryota; Viridiplantae; Streptophyta; Magnoliopsida; Fagales; Juglandaceae
Product: proline-rich receptor-like protein kinase PERK4
Exons: 9
Coding region: 290-2182 (630 amino acids)
Biological process (GO): protein phosphorylation
Molecular function (GO): ATP binding; protein kinase activity
Source: RefSeq, a predicted model, not a curated record
AAGAUCAGUAAUCUUAGAAUUUAGAGAGAGAGAGAGAGAGAUCCUCCAUUCCUCCUUUGUAGGAGGACAUUGAGAAGGACAUGAGGAUCUCCUUUCUAUUAUGGAAAUUCCAACAUGCAACAGAUUUUCUCUUUCUUUGAGUUUGAGAACCUUCGUCCUAUCUGCGAUCAGGGGGCCUCCCAUCUCAGCUAGAGCCGAGCAGUUGCAGCUCCGGAAAGGUGUAGUAACUGGGUUGAUUUCCUGCAUAAACUUUUGACGUAAAUCUUUGUCUGAAGUUCAUGACCUAAUAAUGCCUUCCACUUCUGCAACUGCUCCGUCGUCGAAAUCUCCACCUUCACCGGCCUCUCCACCGCCGUCGAACGCGUCGUCAAAUUCCACACCGCCUCCAUCAUCAUCACCAUCACCACCCACACAAUCGUCGCCUGAAGAAUCCCCCCAGGCACCACCUCCAUCAAAAGGUUCAUCUUCACCACCUCCGCCAUCUUCCUCUGAUAGUACCUCUCCUCCGCCGCCCCCUGCAAAAAACGGUUCAGGUUCCCCACCAACCAAUGUCGUACCUCCACCACCCCCACCCCAAUCCCAUUCUUCAUCAGGCGGAUCACAUCCGCCACCUCCACCCAAAGUCUCAUCGUCUACGCCUUCGUCUGGUUCUAAUAACUCCUUAUCCAGUUCAUCAAUAUCUACCAAUCUACCUGUAAUACUAGGAGUUACAAUUGCACUAGGCUUGUUUCUACUUGUCGUGAUUAUUGUCUGUGCCUGCUCAAGGAAGAAGAAGAGAAAGAAUUAUGAUCAUAAUAUGCAAAUGCAUUAUUACUAUGGAGAUCCUUCACAAAAAGGCCGUAAUAGUACUCAUGAAUACUACAACAAUUCAACUCAACCCAACUGGCACAGUAGUCCCCAAGGGGGCCAUGUUGUCAGGCUGCCGACACCAACAGGCAUAGCGGGAUCAACUGCAGGGGCCUGGCCAGCUGCGACCCCUCCACCCCCGCACAUGAUGAUGUCAGGUAGCGGCGACAUGAGCACGAAUUUCUCAGGCCCAUACAAACCCCCCUUGCCACCUCCCUCACCAAAUAUUUCUCUUGGAUUCAACAAGAGCACCUUCAGUUAUGAGGAGCUAGCGGCUGCUACCGAUGGUUUUUCGCAGGCCAAUUUGUUGGGUCAGGGAGGAUUUGGUUAUGUGCACAAGGGUGUAAUGCCUAAUGGACAGGAAGUUGCGGUGAAGAGUUUGAAGUCGGGAAGCGGGCAAGGAGAAAGAGAGUUCCAGGCUGAGGUUGAGAUCAUUAGUCGCGUUCACCAUCGACAUCUUGUGUCACUUGUUGGAUAUUGUAUUGCCGGUGGGCAGAGGAUGUUGGUUUACGAAUUUGUUCCAAAUAAUACCUUGGAAUAUCACCUUCAUGGAAAGAAUCUCCCGACCAUGGAUUGGCCAACUAGGCUUCGCAUUGCAGUAGGAUCUGCAAAAGGACUCGCAUACCUUCAUGAAGAUUGCCAUCCUCGGAUCAUUCAUCGUGAUAUCAAAGCAGCUAACAUUCUCCUUGAUUACAACUUUGAAGCCAUGGUGGCUGAUUUCGGACUGGCUAAGCUGUCUUCUGACAAUUACACUCAUGUAUCUACUCGUGUCAUGGGAACAUUCGGGUAUUUGGCUCCAGAGUAUGCAGCGAGUGGCAAGUUGACUGAGAAAUCAGAUGUUUUUUCAUAUGGUGUCAUGCUCUUGGAAUUAAUAACAGGGCGGCGACCUGUGGAUCCUUCAAGUGCAAUGGAUGAUAGCUUAGUGGAUUGGGCUCGGCCACUUAUGUCUCUUGCUUUGGAAGAUGGAGAAUAUGAUGAGCUGGUUGAUCCAUUCUUGGAGAAGAAUUACAACCUCAACGAGAUGGCACGUAUGGUAGCCUGUGCUUCUGCCAGCAUUCGUCAUUCUGCUAGAAAGCGCCCGAGAAUGAGCCAGAUUGCACGUGCGUUGGAGGGUGAUGCAUCAUUGCUAGAUGACUUGAAAAAUGAGGGAGUGAAGCCUGGCCACAGCUCCGUUUACAGCUCAGCCGGGAGCUCAGACUUAGAUACCAAUACAUUUAAUGCUGACAUGAAGAAGUUCAGAAAGACGGCACAGGCUAGCCCUGAAUUUGCAAGCGGAGAGUAUGGCACAUCCAGUACUGAGUCCCGCGAGAUGGGCAUUGAAGAGAACCAAAAGUGAUGAAAGUAUUAACUUCUGAGUUCUGCCAGUAAUCCAGUUGUUUCCAAGUAAAUUUGGGGUUUCUUGAGGUGACUCUAAAAUAUCUGUACUUCCAUUCAUCCUUAAUGAACUGAUUUAUUUCCUUUCCGAACUUGGAUAUGUACCAUUGCAUUUAUACGCAUAUACUAAGCAAUUGAGGCAGAUCUAGCUUACAU